AUGACAAUAUUAUCACUUGUGGGUUUAAGAGUUGUUGAACUUGCAGGUUUAGCUCCUGCACCUUUUGCUGCAAAUGUCAUUAGAGUAGAUGAAUAUUACGAAAAACAAGAAGAGUAUAACAAUAUAGAUGUAUUAGCAAGGUUUUGCAAAAAUCCGAUUGGUAUUGAAAUCUUUAAAAAACUAAUUCGAAAUUCUGAUGUACUGAUCGAACCAUUCCGUCCAGGCAUAAUGGAAAAAUUAGGAUUAGGGCCUGAUGAAUUGUUUGAAAUAAAUGGGAAAUUAAUUUAUGCCAGAUUGACUGGAUUUGGUCAAGAAGGAAAAUAUUCAAAAAUGGCAGGUCAUGAUAUAAACUAUCUUGCUGUAUCUGGUGUAUUAUCGCUCCUCGGACGUAAAGGUGAAAACCCAAUGUUUCCAUUAAAUUUAUUAGCACUAAUUGAAAGAUCAAUUACUGGAAUUGGAAAAAUAAUUGUUGAUUCUUCAAUGGUUGAUGGAGUAAAAUAUUUAGCGACAUUUUCAUAUUUAAUGAAAAAAGGUUCUAGUUCACUGUUUAAUAAUAUGAGAGGUGAAAAUUUGUUGGAUGGUGGUGCUCAUUUUUAUGAAGUUUAUCAAACUAAAGAUAAUAAAUAUAUUGCCGUGUGCACUCAAGACGAAUGGACUGGAAUAUUUCAUAACACUGAUUCAUGUGUCACACCUGUAUUAGAACUCACUGAUUCGCCCUUACCUUUAAAAUCUACUCUAAAUUUAAUAUCAACUGGUAAACAUACUUUGGAAAUUUUACAUGAAAUUGGUUAUGACGAUGAUAAAAUUAUUAAAGAAUUUCAAAAUAAAAAAAUUAUCAAUCGCGUAAUUUUAGAUAAUAAUAAUUCAAAUCAUUAUAUAAUUAAAAGUUAUUUAUAA
Messenger RNA from Entrophospora candida, 897 nucleotides. The record is from the annotation of a GenBank genome assembly. Lineage: Eukaryota; Fungi; Glomeromycota; Glomeromycetes; Entrophosporales; Entrophosporaceae.